AUGGAGGGUAGGCAGGCAGAGGCAAUUCGAAAGCAAGCCGUGCAAAGAAUAUUACUGAAUUACGGUGAUUAUGUUGCGGAUAGAUGCUUGACGUACAAGCAGUCUGCGCAAUGGGAUCGAAAGUAUUCUGCAAAGUACUGGUCAGAAAUUCAUGAGAUCAUCGAGUCGGAGAAGGAGAUGAAGGCGAAAGCAAGAUCAUUGUUGCAAGCACCACCAUCAACACCAAUGUUGAGCCAUCUCGCAAUGCUCGCUUUAGAUCCAAAAGUACCGGUGGCCGAUAUUUUGUGGGAUAUAUCAGCUUAUACCGAGAGAAACAAGCUUUGCCACACAGACAUAGCGAUCAUGGUUAAGCAAGGCAACUGGAUGAAACUCGCUCAACGAACCCAAAUCGAUUAUGAAAAUGUAGAUGCGUUAUUACCAGACGAGUACAGAGACUGGAUAUUGCCAUUGAAAUCUGCGAUUAAGCAGUUUCAAGACAAGUACUUCUCUGAAAUAAAGAUCGAGAGAACGCUACACAUUACUGGAGGUUUCGAGAUAAGGGAUUAUAAAUUGAAUACCAAGGCUGAUGACACUAGAAGAGCACAGGAGGAGGUUGCUUUCGAAGUGGCCUUGAAUAGAAAGAAGAAGGCAGAAGAUCAGAGGCAAUUGAAAAAAGAAAGAAAGCAAGUCAGAAGGGAAUUGCGAGCUUCUAAGGAUUUGGAAAGAGUGAGUAGCACUGGUAAUAGUCGGCUCUCGUAA
Molecule: messenger RNA, 738 nt
Organism: Botrytis fragariae
Lineage: Eukaryota; Fungi; Ascomycota; Leotiomycetes; Helotiales; Sclerotiniaceae
Exons: 1
Coding region: 1-738 (245 amino acids)
Source: RefSeq, a predicted model, not a curated record